Molecule: messenger RNA, 621 nt
Organism: Fusarium odoratissimum NRRL 54006
Lineage: Eukaryota; Fungi; Ascomycota; Sordariomycetes; Hypocreales; Nectriaceae
Exons: 4
Coding region: 1-621 (206 amino acids)
Source: RefSeq, a predicted model, not a curated record
AUGCCGAUUGCUUCAGACCUAGAGAGAGUUACUCUAGCUGCUGCUACCAACAUGCUUAUUGGUGGAAGCAAAACGGAACAGAAUACCGACGACCCAAAGAAUAGCGUCCUAAGCCAACCAAAGAUCAAUGCCCCGCUCCCGAAACCGCACAUCGGCUCAAUCAUAGCCCAAAGCCUAAACUCAUUGCGAACCCUCCCUCUACGUCGACCUCUUCCGUUCCUCUCAGACGGAACUAUUCUUGACUCCGUUCCUGCCGCGCAAUUCCUACCUAGUAUCGCUUCCAAGGCCAGCGCUGAAAAACUACAACUCAACUUGUUCGAUUGGCCACGGGUUGGUUUCGCGCUCGAGGAAUCUGAUGGCCCCGCGGCCUCCCCCAUCUGCCCCUUCACGUACAUCUCUGAGAUGUUGGCUAAGUCCUGCUCGGGAGGGCUCAUCGAAGAGACGCAGAUCGAAGAACGAGCAGAACUCGGACUUGGAGUCUUCGAAAAUAACCAAGAAGAGCUCGUCCUUCGUCGUGGCGAUCUGGAGGAUCGGCUUUUACUUAGGGUAGAAGAUCUUCUCAUCGAUCAGGCUGGUGGACUUCUCGUAGUCCGUGCAGUCUCUCGUGCCGACGACCCUUAG